UAUUAAGCUUUAUACAGUUUGCUCGUGACCAUAAGUCAUGUCAACUAUGAUUAUAAUUUUAAGAAACAAACGAAACAUUUUUAAUAACUAUCAUGCAAUAUUAGGAAACAAGAUUUGUGCCCGAUAUGAACACGCAAUAAAUAAAAAUGAAGUUGUCUGUCUGAAGAGAUUCCAUGAUAUACCUGGCCCGAAAUGUUACCCUCUUAUAGGGACAUUACACCAGUAUCUGCCAUUUAUAGGUGACUAUGACGCUGAGGCAAUGGACAAGAACGCCAUGUUGAAUUGGCGUCGGUACGGACCACUCGUGCGAGAGCAUCCAGGUGUGCGUCUCCUUCACCUGUUUGACCCUGAAGACAUCGAAGCAAUCUUCCGCCACGAUGACCGGUAUCCUGUCCGACGAAGCCACCUCGCCAUGUUCAACUAUCGUACGAAUAAACGGAAUGUGUAUAAUACCGGCGGCCUUCUAUCCACUAAUGGAGAAGAAUGGUGGAAACUUCGAAGCACGUUCCAGAAAAAUUUCACUUCCCCAAAAAGUGUUAAGGUGCACGUCGAGAACACAGAUCAAAUUGUACGAAAACUUGUUAAAGCAAUAAAGGAAACUUAUUGCAACGGCGACGACUUUUUGAAGUACUUAAACAGAUUAAAUUUAGAAAUUGUUGGUGUUGUAGCGUUCAAUGAAACAUUUGAUAGUUUUACGACUCUUGAGCAAAAUAAAGAUUCUAGAAGUAGUAAAACAAUAGCUGCAGCAUUUGGUUCCAACCAUGGCAUCAUGAAGCUUGACAAAGGAUUUCUAUGGAAAUUCGUAAAUACGCCUUUAUACAAGAAGCUUGUGGAAUCGCAGGAGUAUUUGGAAAAGGUGGCAAAAGACAUUUUAAUCAAGCGAAUAUCGUUUUACAAACAGAAAGAGGAAGGACAAGACAACUGUUUAUUAAAAUCUUUCUUAAAUGAGCCAAAUAUUGAUAUGAAGGAUAUCACAGGAAUGAUGGUAGACAUCCUGAUGGCUGCCAUUGAUACAACUGCGUUCUCAACAAGUUUUGUAUUAUAUCAUUUAGCGCGAAAUAAGGAAUGUCAGGACCGGGUCUAUAAGGAAAUUUUAAGUCUGUUAGCAUGCAAAGAUUCCAAUAUAACGCCUGAAAUUGUAGCAAAAGCAAAUUACACACGAUGUUGUGUAAAGGAAAGCUUGAGAUUGAACCCUGUCGCUAUUGGAGUAGGAAGGGUUUUACAAAAGGACAUUGCUCUCAAAGGAUAUCUCAUUCCUAAGGAUACUGUUAUAGUAACUCAAAACAUGGUAGCUUCAAGAUUACCCCAGUAUGUCAAGAACCCUUUAAUCUUUAAGCCUGAAAGAUGGCUGAGAAGUUCUCCCGAAUACGAAAAUAUUCACCCAUUUUUAUCUUUACCUUUUGGUUUUGGUCCACGUUCUUGUAUUGCAAGAAGACUUGCAGAACAAAAUAUAUGUAUUACUAUAAUGCGGCUGAUACGGGAGUUUGAAAUUGGUUGGAUGGGUGGAGAGCUGGGUAUUCGAACUCAUCUGAUAAAUAAACCAAAUAAUGCAGUUACUUUAUCAUUCUCAUCUAGAGAUUCUUUUUGUCAUAAUAGAGAGAAAAUGUUUAUGCCGAUGAAAUCUAAUUAAUAAAUAAAGAAGAAAGUAUAGUAUCCAAAUAAUUUACUUAAUUGCCUUAAAGUUAUUUAUAAAUAUUAAUAACAUAAUUAACUUAUAUUUUUACAAUUGAUAUAUCUUAUAAUACAGGAACUAAAUGUGGAACUGGUCUUUCAAAUAUCAUAUCUUUACGCAUUUUUGGUAGUACGCGUUCUAUAACUAUAUCAUCAACACAGUCUUUAUUUCUCUCAAAAUUUGGUAUUGACGAAAUAAUAUACUGUGGUAUAGAAGGAAUUUCAAUGGGUAAUUUUGAUGUUUCGAUGUGAGCCAUUAAAGAAGGAACAAAGAAUCGGUUUUGUUCAAUGUACAAGGGUUGAUGCAUUUCCUGUAGUGUUAAUAUUGGUUGUUCAGGUGGGCAUGGAAUAUCAUUGUUUUCAGACUCAAUAAUGUGUUUUUCCUCUACUAUUAUUGGCAAUUUUGGUAUCUCCAAAGGCGCCAAAACUGGUGCAGGUGGAAUAUUUUGCAUUUGAUUUCCAACAACUUCAGUUUCUUCAAUGAUGACAUUUGGUUCUUCCAUCUCUACAAAAACAGGAGGAACAACUGGAACAAGUGGUUCACAUGGUAGCUCCGCAUCUAUUGGAACAUUUUCUACCACUAAGGGUAACUUCGGUAUUUCCAUUGGAGGUAAAACAGGACCAGGAGGAAUAACUUUGAUUUCCUUUGACUCCUCCACUUCCACAAUCACUGGAUUAUGCUCAUAUGGCAAUACAGUUUCUUCUACCAUUACUUCAAAGUUUGGUCUUUCAAGAGGUGGUAAAACAGGACCUGGGGGAAUCAUAAGCGGUACCUCGUAUUCAUUUUUAUCUUCAACCAUGGUUACUUCAACCGGAAGAGGAAGUUUCCCUGGUUUCUCUAUUUCUACGACAGUAGUGAUGGGAAUUUGAUGUUCACAUGGAAAUUCUGCAACUAAUUCUUCUUUUUCCAAUACAGGUAACUCGAUUGGGCGUAGCACAGGAGCGGGCGGGAUCACAACUGGAACUUCAACUUUGUUAGCUUCUUCUAUCUCCACGUAAACAGGUUCUUCAGCUACUACUGGAGUUUCUACUAACAAAGUAGGUAGUUUUGGCAGUUCCAUUGGUGGUAAUACUGGUGCAGGAGGAAUCACAACUGGCUUCUUUGGUUCUUCUAUUUCCAUAAAAACUUUCUCGGGAAUUUCAAACAUAAAAGGUCUUGGUGGUUCCGGAAUACUCAAUGGUUUCACUUCUUCGACCAAUGUUACUAAUUCAGGUUUUGGAUAUACUUCUAGUAAUGAAGAAAUUUCUUCUGCAGGCUUGAUCUCAGUUAUCUGUUCAAUUUUUGUAAAUGGUCCACUGAUCUCUUGUUCUACUACACGAAGAGGCUCGUCAACAACCACAGGAGCGACUAAAGGGUAAUCUGUUUUGCAAUCAUCAUUUUUAACAGCAGCGAUCAAAGAUUGUACUUGUGGAGGCAUUUUGUCUGCCGAUAGCAUGAACUGUGGUUUGAAAAAGACAUUAGUUCCUUCUUGGAUGUAAUUUUCUAUAAUUGAUGACCGACUUGAAGAAGGUAAUAACUUUGCUCUAUCGUGUGAUCCAUGUUUAUGUUUGCUUAUAACGAUUUCCGUUGGAAUAGAUGGAAGGAACGGGCCGGCAGACACUAAUGUUCCUAAGAGGAACAAAGAAGCUCCUGACAGUAUCUAAAAAGGAAAGAAUUUUAUUAGUUUAUGAUACAUUCGUAAGUUAAGAUUGUGGUUUUAUAUAUUUCUGUUUCAUGCAUAUUACUGCUAGAUUUAUAAAUUUAAACAAAAUUUUAAUAGAAAAAAUACUCUCAGUCCAGGCAACAGACGGGAUUCGAACCCGUACCCUCCUCUAUCGGGGUGGAAGUUUAUAUUGUUUUAAUGAUUAAUUGUGCAUGUUAAUAACAUUUAUUAAAAAAAAUAUGGUUUUUAUUUAUAAUCGAAUACAAAGUUAUUCCAUAACUGGAAUCGAAUUCUUCGUAUUAAAAACAAUUGUAAUAUAUAAAAAAAUAUGAUAUAAAUGAGCAAAGAAUAAAACUUAGACUGUUUUAUUCUUUGCACAUUUAUAUGAAUUUUACUUUGACGAAUUAUUUCUUACCAUGUUUGAUAGAUCGUUGUUUACCACUGAAUGAUUUUACUUAAAAAAAUAGGCCAAUAUAUACCCGUAUAAUAGUAAAUUGUUAAAACUCUAUUAGAACAGGUUAAUCGGGAUUCUGUGUACUUGGCAAUGAAAAUUAACAAUAACUAAUUAGCAGGAUAAUUAGUAGGGUCCAGAUACGUCAAUGGGUCUAGGCCAUAAUCACAGCUUAACCUGUUAGAGACAGUUCAAAUUAAAUGUAUUUAAAGGUUGACUGCUAGUCGUAAAGUCAUCAUUUCUUUCAAAGGGUCCGAAGAAAAACAACAAUGAACAAGGUACUGACACUUAUUGUCGUCUUCGCCGUCGCUUACACCUCGGCGGCUCCUUCCGCCGAUGUAAGGCGAUUGCCAGCUCUUCAUCACGAGGAGGUCCAUGAUGAUUUCGGUCAGUACGCUCUACGGUACUACACGGCUGAAGGCACAUUCGUCUCUGAAAGAGGACAUUUGAUACCGACUGCCGACGGCAGGGACCACGUGAUGGCUGUAGAAGGUGAAGUGUCCUACAUCGGGGCUGAUGGCAAAACCUACAGUUCUAAGUACAUGGCCGAUUUAGACGGAUUCAGAAUGAUAGAUCCGGUUCCAGUGAUAGUGUAAUAUAAUAGUAAUAAACGAGACUUUGUGAUGAUGAUGUUUUGUUGUUUUAAACCAUUAUUACCUUUACUUUCUUUGUAUUAUUGGAAACACAGAGCAUCCAACUGUUGCAAUUUGAUUGAUCACAACGUUUUGUUUGUAAAAGCUUCAAAUGUUUCAAUAGUUUUUAUCCUGUCACAAGUGAAUAGAAUAGAAUGCAAACUCUGCGUGCUCCAAUAAUUUUAUUUUCGACCCAGAUAAAAGUUUCUGGAUAAGGACAAUGGGCAAAACAAACCCAGCUCCGCCAACAAUGUAAUUAGUAUGAAUCGAUAGAUCUAUGAAAAACUAGCCUUUUUUAUUAUGACACCGUAAAAAAAUAACCUGGUAGUCAAAUGAUAAGUAUGAUACCGUAAAAAAAUAUCCUGGCGGUCAAAAGAUAUAUAGGCACAUAGGCAUAAGACACAUAGGCAUAUUUAAGUAGCUAAAUAAAUUAAUUUUAUAGUACCUCCUCAUUUUAUAUUAUUAGUAACCAUAAUAAUAUGCCAUAUCGUACAAUAUAACCAGAUAUACGACAAAGCCUGUCGACCAUCCUGCGCUUGCACUUACUGAGACACUUCAAAACGUGGUUUGAAGGACUUGCAGUUGCAAAUAGUCGACUCGUCUUACUUUGUUGUGAUUGUGCGCUCCCUGUCACUUGAUUGAUUUUUUUCUAACACGCUUUGGACAUUGGAACACGAUAAUCGGUUUUGUCAAUUACUAUGGAUGAACUAGAAUCAUGUUUUCUCCGAAGAUUGGACAAGUUUGUGUGAUUUGUGAUCGCUCCGUUUUACAUACGUAGAAGAUAAUUUACUAUAACGAACAGAAUGCUUGAAAAAAACUCCAACCCAUGCAGGGAUUUUUGGAUUUACUCUAGCGCGGCAGAAUAACAUAAGGACCUUGCACCUUGUGAAGUACUCCCAUAAUACCUAAGCCCCCUAUGUUGGGUCGAACUAACUAACUAAAUUAAUUCCCUUGUUUCAUUAAUGUUCGUUCGUUAUAGUACUUGUACCUAUUUACCUUAAAAUAACUAAAGACCCACGGGAUGGAAUUUGAUGCGCUUUGGCACAGAUGAUCAGGACUAUAUGACUAUAUUACCUUUCAAAUAAAUGUAGUUUAAGCAGUGGCGGACGUGGGUGUCCAGCGUCCAUACAUAUUUGCCCAAUGUCCUUUUAUCUUAUUAUUAUAAGGAUGAUAUAAAAGGUUUUUAAUGAAAAUUUAAUGAGAAUUUAAAUCGUCUAUUAGGACAAAAUGAGAGAACUAAAAAUAGUCUAUAUAUAUAAAAUCAGUAGAGGUGAAUUUGAGAAAAAAGGUUAUUAACGAGUCAAUCUUAAAAGCGGAAUUACUUCAUCAAAAGUAUUAUUUCUAUUUAUUAAUUUUUGCCAUGAUUUGUGAACGAUAUACAGUGAAAUGCAUUGUUUUUAUAGACGUAUGAUUUUUGAAGAAAGCUAAUAUUCCAUUCCUAUUUGGGAUUCCCGCGUGAACAUCAUCUAUUUUUUGAGUAAUAAAUUAAAAGAUUAAAUAUAGACAGUCAAAAAAAAAACUAUGUUUUUAAGCUGUCGCUGUUUAGAUGCUUCACGUGUUGUUCAUUGCCAGGAAAAUAUGACAGGUGCAUGAUCGACGCUUGUGAAAACAAUCGGGAACCGGAAGUUUUCAUCGUGAAGGCACAUUUCGAUGAACGUCCAUUUAGACAGACAUCCAAUUUCCGAUCUUUCAUCGAUUACGCAUCAAAAAUGAAAGCAAAAAUUAACCGUCUAAUUCCGCUUUUAAAAGUAAGACCUAUUCAUUUUAUAGAACUCCGAAAAGGAAGAAUUUCCGAUAUUAUUAGUUCACGAGUUUUGUGUAAAGAUUAACUUAACAAAAUAUUUGUUUUAUUUUUUUUUUAUUUUUCGAGCAUUUAACUGCUAGAUGUUUAAAGCUAAAGAAAAAUUUUAAUAGAAAAAAAAUUGGUCAGUUCAUUCGCCCGGAUUACGAAGGGUGCGGGUUCGAGUCCCGUCUGCUGCCUGGUCCGCGUGGAUUUUUUUGUAUUAAAACUUUCCUUUAGAUUUAAACCUGUAGCAGUUAAAUGCUUAAAAAAAACAUAAUUAUAAAUGCUAUUUCUUCUUUCAAAUAUUUAAUACUUGAAAAAGUAUUCAUUUGACAUUGUGGGUUACCUACAAUGCGAAGAGAUGGCGCUGCCUUGCAGCUUAAGGAUAGGAAAAUUUCGACGCGGACAUCAGGGCCGCGGUAGCAUAACUGGUCAGUGCAUUCGCCCUGAUUGCGUAGGGUGCGGGCUCGAGUCCCGUCUGAUGUCUGGUCCGCGUGGAUGUUUUUCAAUUAAAACUUUUCUUUAGAUUUAACAAAAUAUUAUUUUAUUUAAUCUGCGACAUGUAGCCUAUGAUCCAUCAGAAUAAUAUACCUAGUUAUGGUGGUUCUGUGAAAAUGUUGACUUCUUGGAAAGGGUUGUUCACCAAACGUGUAAUGAUUAAGUUUACAUAAUAUGAAGUUUCGCUUACUACACCAUAAUUUCUAAUAUAAACAUAAUAUUUAGUGUUGAAUUCUAUGAUUAAAUGAAAUUAGAGUAUUAUUCUUUAAAACGAUAUUUUUUUUUACGAUGGAUAGUAAAUGAACAUGUUUUAUAUAUUUUUAAAAGACAUAAUUCGCACUGAGUACCUAUUUUCACUAUCGUUUUCUAUAUUAAGCAGUAAGUUUUGUUCUGGGAAACUUACCUUAGUUCUAAAAACGAAAUUGUUCUUGGGCAACUGAGACUAACUUCCAAUAAAACAUUUAAAAGAAUACAAGAAGACGAGGAAAAAUUAAACAUGAUCAUGCCCACGAAGUUAGUAUAAAUGCGCUGUUAGUUAGCAAUCUAUGCUUGAUUUGUUUUAGAUUAUUUUUACAGUUACUCUGAGGUGCUUUAAUUACUAUAUAAAGGUGAUAUCAGUAUCCACAUCUACAUUGUAGUGUAGCUGACAGCUAUAAGGUAUGUAAGUAAAGAUAUUCAUCGUUAAUUUAAAUUGAUUUUAAAUGAGUAUAUAUAUAUAUAUAUAUUUUUUUUCAGAUGUUGUUUCUUGGUAUACUGUGUUUGGCGGUUGGAACUUUAGGCCAUCCCACAUUGUUUGUGCCUCAAGCAAACUUGGAGUCAGGCUUAUACUAUCCAUCGCUGGCAAUAGUUAAGGCAGAUGAAAAACCGGUACCAGGUAUACCAGAAGCCCCUAAAUUGGUGCCAUUGCCACUGGUCAAGGCGUUAACUGUCGAAGAAUUAAAGGAGGACGACUUGAAACCCGAACUGGUUGAACUGGUAGAGGAGAAAUUGGAAGAGGAAAACAAUGGGGUUGAAGUGGGAGAGUGGAAAUUGGAAGAGGAAAACGAUGGGGAUGAAGUGGCAGAGGAGAAAUUGGAAGAGGAAAGCGAUGGGGAUGAAGUGGUAGAGGAGAAAUUGGAAGAGGAAAACGAUGGGGAUGAAGUGGAAGAGGAGAAAUUGGAAGACGAAAACGAAGGUGUUGAGGUAAUAGAGGAAAACUUUGAAGAGGACAAAGAACAAAACGAGGAAGAGGUCAAAGAUGAAGUGGUAGAAACAGAUAAAGAGGGAGAAUUUGAAAUUGAAAAACAUGCUAAAGAGGAAAAACCGGAAGUACCGAAAAAGCCUGUAGUUGUUAAACUUGAGGUCCCAAAUAUACCUGAAUUUAUUACCAACUGGUGGACAAAUAGACCUUUCACGUCUCCGCAUAUCAGCUUACCUCAAAUCAAUUUCCCAUUUAGUUUGCCGAAUAUCUUCUCCAAGCCGCCACCCACAUCCGUGCCAGCAAUAGAAACAGCUAGAUAUCGCAUCAGUUACGAUUUACCUACCUACUAUAUCGAUACCCCACGCUAUCGCAUCAUUGCAAAGAAAUAGUAAAAGAAACACCAAAAUAUUAAAACGUGUAGCAACUUAACCAUCCUUUUUUUUAAUUGCCUGAUCUUGCAAUAAAUUAUGGUGAAUUAAAUAAUAAUCAUCAUCAUCAUCAGCUUAUUAAUGUCCCCACUGCUGGGGCAUAGGCCUUCCCUAUGGAUGGAAUAGGGAGACUGGGCCAUGGCAUACUACACGGGCCCCGUGCAGAUUGGCGGGUGCUAACGACUGCAGAUGCAGCCGGGACCAACGGCCUAAUGUGCCUUCUGAAGCACGGAGGAACUCGAGAUAGAAGAUUUUUGGUCACCCAUCCAAUGACCGACCACUGCGAAAGUUGUUUAACUUCAACGAUCGUAGCCGAACGCGCUAACCACCUGCGCCAUCGAGCUCCUCUUAAUCAUAAUAAAGGUAUCAAUUCUGUCAUAAUUCUCUAAACCUAAACUUAAAUUUGACAACAGUGUAUCCUUGGCAUUCUCUGUACAGAAUGAAAAGGAGAGACUGAUGUUAAAUUUACUUUUAAGUAUAGAGAAUCACGCCGGAAUCUACACCAAUAAUUAGUCAGUGCAUUCGCCCGGAUAGAGAAGGGUGCGGUUUCGAGUCCCGUCUGCUGCCUGGUCCGCGUGGAUUUUUUUCUAGUUAUAUUUUCUUUAGAUUUUAACAUCAAGCAGUUACAUACUUAAAAAAUAAAAAAUGAAAAUAUAUAUUGAUUUCUGUUUAUAUGCCAGCUCCUCAUUUGAGCAUCUAUACCAUUCAGUGACCCAUUCGAAUGCACACAAAAAUUAUAUACGACUAUUUAUAAACAGUAUCAGAUUCUACCAGUGGGCUAAACGAACUGAUAAAAAAAGUUUCUAUCUGUAAGUUAGUUCCACAGGAUAGGGAAUAGAGUCAAAUCGAGGUAGGCGACGCGCGAGUAAUAAUACUCUGGUAUCACAAGCGUCUACAAGUGUUCGUGUUCACGUACUAUUAGGCAAGCCAUACGCUUGUACGUCACAGUUUUUCACAUACAAAUAAUAUAAUGAGGGGGAAAGAAAUCUAUAAGUAUUAGUAAGAAUAAUUUUGCAAGCCAGCUAUCUCUGCGAUUCCUGCUAUUUGAACCAUUUAAGUAAAUACCCUUUUUUACCCGACUGCGCGAUGCAAGAGCGCGAAGCGCGACGCGCAGUCAGGGUAUAGUGUUUAACAGUCUAUAUAUGUAUGUUUGUUCCUUUGUGGCACACUAGAGACCAAAACCCUGGACCGAUUUUGAUAAUUCAUACAUCAAUCGAUUCGUCUCAAUCAUGGCAGUGCUACUAAAGAUAUGAUAGUAAUUAAAAUUCAAUUUGGCAAAAUUAGGCGCCAUAUUGUGACGAAGUAAAAAAAAAUAAGUUGACAAAAUAUGUCGAGUGGGGUAUCACUGUCUAGUUAAUCGAAAAUCAUGUUUAGGUUCCUAACACCAUUUUUAAUUUUAUAUGAUUGUUUAGGAUCUACAACGCUUUAAAGUUGUAUAUUAACCACUUGCGCCUUUAAUUUCAAUCUUACGUUUGUAUGGAUCUUUUUUACACUUUUACCUAAAAAAUACUGAAUGGAUUUUAAUGAAACCUAACACUAAUAUAGCUCAUAUAUGAUAAUAACAUGUAUAUAAUAAUUUAUGUAGUUAUUGAGUGAAUUGGCCAAAAUAUAACAAUAAGUGUCACAUAAGACGGAUAAAAAUCUCCCAUCUGCCAGCUAUUUUGGCUUGCACUGCAAAAACAAUUAUGUCACAUGAAUGUAAUGUAGAAUGAAAAUGUAACUUAAAUAGUUUUAAAAAAAGUCCGUGACACCAUAUAUCUAUUUUUAAUGUGUAAGCCAUUACCGCUAAAAUAGUGAAUCAAAACUAAAAUAUUAUUUGAUAUCUAUUUCCAAAAUACACAUUUUGUAUUAACAAAUUAUUUUUUAUCAAAACAAAUACUUUUAUCGCUUUUGAUAUUUAAAGACGAUAAACUUUGCCUUUACACUAUGUCAUUUCGACUAAUAUUUAAAAAGUUACAACGAUGACAAAGUGAUAGCGCGGUGUACUAUGUAGACUGCGGGAAUACUAAGAGAAGAAAUUUAAUUUAGGUGUUUAUAAACGUGGGUAAAACCUAGGCGAAAUUGAAAAAAGGGGCUACUCGCAGUAUCUGAUCCUAUACGAAGUACUUACAAUAAAACUGUGAUACAGUUCCUUCUUAUUAAAUGAUGAAAAAUAAAUGAUCAUAAUAGGUAUUUAUGAUUAUUGAAUUUUAAUGAAAAACUCAGAAUUAUACUGUUUUUUUUAAACGAUAUUACUUAUUGUUACAAAAAUGGUUUACUUAAUAUAAUGACAAAUAACCCAGUUUUCGCUAGUAGGGACAUACUUAUUGGAAUCCGAAAAACGAUAAUUCUGCAAAAUUCAAAGUAAAUAAUAUAGAAUUUUUAUAGAUAAACCCCUUUCAUCACCCUACGCCUAUAAGUAUUGCGAUGUUGUAGCUAAGAACCAAGUUCCCAUCUACUUCUGUAAGGGAAUUCAUUAUAAUCGAUUUAGCUAUUAGGGCGCGGAAGCGCAACAAACAAACUCACUUUCGCAUCUAUAAUACUAUAGUAUAGAUAGUUAGGAUAAUAGUAUUUAAUUGAUGAAAAAGAUUUAAAAAUAAAGUAAGUAAUAGGUUUAUUUGAUUAUAUUUGUAAAAGUUACUUAGCAUUUGUACUUAAAAGUGAAACGUUAUUCGGUAUUUUUUUUUUACAAAAAAAUAUUUGGAAAAUAAUUGCCAUGAUUGCACUAUUUGCAAUAACUACUAGGCUGGUAGCAGCACGCUUGAUAGGUGGAAGUAUUCUUCAUUCGAGAUUUAUACUACUAAUAAAAAAGGGUCGAUCAUAAAGUCUCACUUUAAAAGAAAACUACAAAGAGAACUAUAAAUUGAUAAUAAAUGAGAUUGCUAUGGUGCUCUACCUAACGUUAUGAAAAUCUUAUUAUGCGCCUUUAGUUUAAUCAAAUAUUAUAAACUUUGCUUUGGUGAUUGCAUAAUUAUUUAAUUUAGCGAUCUAAGGCAGUUGCCACCAUUGUCCAAAACAACAGACGAGAAUUACUGCUUUCUUCUUAUAGCGACAUAAACGUCAUUGAUUGGUAUUGUAUAAAGGGUGAUUAACAACAUUUGAAAUUAACUUCUGGCAUCUACAUAUUGGGUUUCUGUGAAUUAUGUAGGUAUAUCAAAUUGAGAGAAAUGAGACUAGGAUAUGACACUGCAUUUGUGUAUAUCACAAUCCGAGAGCCGGACGUUGACAUGACAAUGCAGCCACUGCCAAUUUCAAAUAGUCGACGAAUAAAAGUAAAUGAAUAUUAAUUUACUGCUAAACUACUAAAAAGAACAUAAAGAAAAGAUGACUUUUUAAAUAAGUGCUAGUUUACUAUAAAAUUUACAUACAUUAGAUAUUUAUGUAACGACUUGAUUUAAUUUCACAUAUUUUUGCAGAAAUUGAGGCCCAUCUGUAGCCUUGACCCCGCUGCGCUGGUAAAGUCUUUUUAAGUCUUAAUAUAUCAAUCUUUUAGACCACCGGAAGGUACUUAAUAAUUCCCGCGAUAUUAAUUCCCUUACUGAAGUAACAAGACUACGGUAUAUACCGUCUUAAAAUAUUGGUAUCGAUUCUGGCGUGAUUCUCUAAACUUAAAACUAAAUUUAACAUCAGUCUCUCCUUUUCAUUCUGUAUUGAGAAUGACAAGGAUACACUGUUGUCAAAUUUAACUUUAGAUUAAGAGAAUCAUGCCAGAAUCGACACCACUAUCUAACUAAAAAGUGUGAAAUAAAAAAGGUAAAUUUAAAAAAUCAAAAAACCCGACUGCUUAAUUAUACUUCAAAUAAAAACUGAAAAUAAAAAAACAAGUCCAGUAGUCUAUAAUUCUGUUAAUAAGGUACAAAGGUACUUUAACAGUCGGGACCCAUUAUUGAAAAAUAUUAUGUAUUCAUGAAUAUCUAAUGGGUCCCGAUUAAUUUUCAUGUUUAUUUACCGAAAGCGUCGCCGUGCCACGGCGAUAAUGUAGGAAAAGCUGACGGUGGGUUGUUAAAAUUUUGAACUGGGACCGAGGCAACUGUAGUGGUCGAGACUACAGGCAGGGGCGCAGGAACCGUCACAUCAGCCCAAUCGAACUUAUGGCUACCUCUGCUCUUAGGGCGCACAAACUCUUCCGCUGACAUAGGUUGCCGAAAAGGCUGCUGGGCAGGGAGACUCGGCUCGUAAUACUCUGAACGAUGCUUACUUGGCAUCUGCUGUGGCAGUGCUUGUUGACCAAGACUAGACAAGUCCAUCCACUUAGGCAUCGUCGGCGCAGGAGGUAAAGUCGCCGGUAAGUGAGAAGCCAUCGGACCCCAUUUGCUAGGAUCAUAAGGCACGGGCGGAGCGGUCGUAAAUGAUUGUCUCACUUCAGGAAAAUUUGUCGGUACCGGCACAGGUGUAGUUCUAGGGCGUCCCAUGUAUUGUCUGAGGUUUUCGUCUCUUCGUUCCACUUGCGGCGGUUGGUCGAUGCGUCUCUGUUCGAAGUUGAAGAAUAACCGAUCGGGGGGUGGGCCUUUGUGAGAUAUGUCUCUAUUGUAAAUGUCGUCAUUGAUAUCCAUUGGUCUAUUCGAAGGGUACUGGCCGUCUUCAUAUUGUUGAGCAAAAACUGCUGUGGCAAGCAGCAAGAUUAUUGAAAGGCCCCACAUUUUCUGUAAAAAAGAUGAUUAAAUUUCUAAGAUAUUAUAACUUUACCAAUUGCUUAAAAAGAAAAAAAAAUGUGUGGAUGUUUACCUUUUCUGAUACGAACGUACACUGUGAAAGUUCGAUUUCGCAUUACCUUUAUAUACUUUAAUGCAGGCAAAUACAUUUCGUAUACCUACUAAUAAACAACAUUUAACAUUGUUUGACAGGUUUUCGGUUAUUACGGGCAAAUUAGGAAUUUAUUAUUCUAUGGUAUUAUGACAUCGAUUUAUUCGCAAUUAGGUUGGAAUAAUAUGUAGUUAUUAUUAUACAAAGAUCACUUGUUGUUAAAACAAUUAAUUUAUUACUCACAAAUAAUUAAAUAACAAUUAGUCUUCAUAAACAUGGUGCAAAGAAAAUAUAGAUAGAAUAAUUAUUAUGAGUUACACAGUGAAAUAAAUUACACAUUUUCUAAUUCUACUUAAAGUAUAUUAAGACAAGUUUUUUUUAAUUAAUACCCCAGUGUAGUCACUGCAACAAGUUGACAUUAGAAUGUUGACAUUACUUUAAUAACAUUGUUUAGGUAAAUGACAAGUUAUCGCAGUAACUUUUUAACAUUCACCUCAGAGUUAGAAAAAUAUUUGAUAUAAUUUUUACUAUUAAUAUACUUUCAAAACAUCGUAUAUGUAUUUGUAAUGAGGACAGAAUUUCUUGUAUGAAUAGGUAGCAUUGAUUUACAGGUAGAUUUUAUUUUGUGAAGUCAACUAAUUGUCUGAUUUGUUAAUGGAAAUUCUACAGUCCUUCCGAAAGAACUCUAUUCAAACUUUAUCUCUUUUAAGUAUUCAUUUAAAUAAGAGCUAUUUAAUUUAUUUGAAAAAGGCUUUACUAAUACUUGAGCACCUACGCUCAAACUUUAAAAGGAGAUCAUUUUGUGAUAGUAUGAGGUUCAAUGUCCGUCUACCUACAAUAUAGUCUAGUAACGACCAGUUCCUUAAAGUUUAUAGCUAAUUCAGAAUAAUUUUGCUACAUUAUACAAAGGUAUAAUAAAUUAAUAUCCGCAAGUAAUAUCCGUAGAAAGUAUAUUAACUAACUUAUUAAAGAUACUUAAAACUAUUUGCGUAACUGCACAAUGGCACUGAACUUGAUGGUCCACAUAAGAAGAUCUUAUAAAUAAAACUUAAUAAAUGUUAAACUCUUGAUAAAGGAAUUAUGUAAUGUCAUAUAAAUCAUAUCCACUUAGGUAAACAAUGGCUAAGAAGUUCGCUUCGUUCGAUUAGAAUAAGUCGUUUUGCCUCCAUUUUACACAUAGCUAAAAAUACUGAUCUUUCUCAUAAUAAAUACACAGGUAACUUUAACGUAGAUAUACAACAUGAGGAAGUUUUCAAUCGAUUGGUCUUGGAUCAUACGGAGUCGCGUUAUGACCCACGUAUCUAUUAUUUUUUCGAAUUUGGAAACCUUCACCCGGUGCCGUAUUGUAAUAAAUAACCCUACGGAUACCAAACGGAUCAACAUAUCCGAAGCUGCCCGUUUUAUCGUUCGCUGGUCCAGUCUCCUCUUCGUGAUAUUGUUUCGGAAGAUAAUAUCGGAAACCGUUUCUCCUAAAAGCUACGCCGUCAUAUCCAGGGAACUGUGGUGUGUAACCAUUUCCAAUUCGAUACGAAGGCUGAUGUUGUCUUUGGAGCCAUGCGUCUGAAUGUCUAUAAGAAUUCGGAUUGUACACAUCAUACCGCCUGCUAUCGCUUGCGUAAUAGCCAUCAUCAACCGUAUUGGUGUUUGACGAAUCAAAGUCGUACGGACUAGACGAUGGUGUCGCUUCGCUAGCUGUAAUUGGCGACACUGUUGGUCUGAAGUCGUAUUGUGGCGUCGACGAAUCGAUAGAGUUGGGAGAGACAUAGACGUUUGGAGUUGAAGAUGGACUCGAGUAAGACCUCGGUGGUGGGGUAAUGGACACUACAGAAGGGAAAUGUGGUGGCGCGAGAGUAGAGGAAGGCAAAUAGGGUGUUUGUGUGGUUGAGGUGACAAUUGAAGGUCCACCAGUACGCUGUACCGCAGGUGCAGGUGUUACCCCGUAUCCAGAAUCAGUUGGAGCUGUUUUUGCAAUCUUUAUUGACUCCUGCAAAUAAAAAAAAGGCAACUGAGAAAAGGACAUAGACGAAAUCGGCCCUAGCAUGCCCAAAAGAAAGUCCUUCACUAUUAAUUUUCUAUUAUUUUUUUAACUUAUUAGCAAUUAAUCAUAGUAAACGGACGAUCUGUUUAAAAAAAUAAAAAAUAAUAGUUCUGUUACUAGAUACUACAGUCUGUUCAUCCAACUUGUCCUAUUUGGUAAACAACCUUGGCACUCCUUUUUAUUGAAAAUACAGCAUUAAAAAUCAACUGAUAACUAGAUUCGAUAGGUUUCAGUCUAUAAUAACGAUUUAUUUUAAUAGUGCUUCGUUAAUAUUUUAUUUUUAAAUGGGUGAUUUUGUUAAAAAGUUGUGCCAAGAUUGUUUACCUUAAUAAAUGCAAUAUAGGCGACCAUAGGUAUUUAUCAACAUAAGAAUAGAACUAGGUACCUUAGUUAAUCCUUAGUUAAUAAUACUUAUCACUAGUAUUUAUAUUAUAUUUAUUAAAAGAUUAUUUCUGAAAUUAUGUAAAGAUAGUUUAUACUCCCAUCCCAUGUAAUAUAUCUCUUUAUUUUUAGAAAAUCAUAAUGAUAACCAGGUACAUACCUAAUAUAGAAACAGAUAAAUGGAAAGACUUUGAACAUUUCAUUUGAAAAGAAAUCUAUUAUUACUACAGUUAGAUAUAGGUAUCAUAGGUGCCAACUGCCAACACUCAUAAAUCAAUAUGAAUAUAAGCAUUUAUUAUUUUUAUUAUUAAUUGCAUUUUAUGUUCAUUUAAUGCAUAUUAUUUAAGUGCUUACAUAGAGGUAAACACUAAAUCUAUUCAGAAUAAAUAAAGUGUACAUCUUUUACCAUUAAGUAUAAUAAUUAUAACCUCAAAAUCUAUUACAUUCUGUAGAAGGCCACGGCACGGUAAUAUUAUCUAUACAGUAUUGUGACUCCGCCCUGUCCUUGAAAUAAAUGCCUACGGCCGAGCGCUGCGUUAGCACGCGGUAGGGCCGCCCGCCUACAGUAUUUUAUGUAGUUUUGUUUUUAACACGAGUGUAGGUAGAUUACUCGUUUGUCUCUUUUUUCACCCUUACCAGUUACCACUUAUUUAUAUAUUAUUCCAGAUAUUUUGCCCGAUGGAAAAAUCGCAAUAUCUAAAUAUUAGAAACAAAUUACGUACUAGUAGAUAGGUAUAUAAAAAAUAUUUUAUAAAGGUAAGACACCUUUCCAAUAUUUCAGGUAAUUUAAAAAAUGAAAUCUCUGGGUGUGUUAUUGAAGAGUUCAAGCAACCAAAAAUAGCAAUUGUGCUGUUGUACGAUAUUGAUCGUCGUUUGUUCUUUUUCAUACUAAAUUAUGUAGGUAUCUACUUAAUUAAAUCAAAU
Messenger RNA from Chilo suppressalis (striped riceborer), 16351 nucleotides. The record is from the annotation of a GenBank genome assembly. NCBI's taxonomy places the organism in Eukaryota, Metazoa, Arthropoda, Insecta, Lepidoptera, Crambidae.